AUGUCGUUAACAAACUGCCGCUUCUACGAGGAGAAGUACCCGGAGGUCGACAGCUAUGUCAUGGUCAAUGUCAAGCAGAUCGCCGAAAUGGGCGCGUACGUGAAGCUUCUCGAAUACGACAACAUCGACGGAAUGAUUCUGCUCUCCGAAUUGUCGCGAAGACGUAUUCGUAGUAUCCAGAAGCUGAUCCGUAUUGGACGUAACGAGGUUGUCAUCGUUCUCCGUGUCGACAAGGAGAAGGGUUAUAUCGAUCUUUCCAAGCGCCGAGUCUCCCCCGAAGAUGUCAUCAAGUGCGAGGAGCGCUAUAACAAGAGCAAGGCGGUGAACUCCAUCAUGCGACAUGUGGCCGAGGCUACCCAGACUCCCCUGGAGACGCUAUAUUCGACCAUCGGAUGGCCCUUGAACCGCAAAUACGGCCAUUCGCACGAUGCUUUCAAGAUCUCCAUCACGAACCCCGACGUGUGGAACGAGGUCGAAUUCCCCAACGAGAACGUGAAGAAGGAGUUGACGCACUAUAUUAGCAAGCGACUUACUCCUCACCCCACCAAGGUCCGUGCCGAUAUCGAGGUUACCUGCUUCGGCUACGACGGAAUCGACGCCGUCAAGACCGCUCUGCGCACCGCCGAGGAGAGCAACACCCCCGAGACCCAGAUCAAGGUUAAGCUGGUCGCUCCCCCGCUGUACGUCCUAACCAGCCAGUGUCUGGACAAGACCAUCGGUAUCCAGAUGCUCGAGGAGGCUAUCCAACGGAUCGAGGCCAAGAUCAAGGCAGCCGGCGGUGGCUGCAUCAUCAAGAUGGCGCCUAAGGCCGUUACCGAGCACGAUGAUGCCGCCCUGCAGGAGCUCAUGGAGAAGCGUGAGCGUGAGAACCAGGAGGUUAGCGGUGAUGAGAGCAUGUCCGAGAGCGACGACGGUGUCCCCGAGUAA
Messenger RNA from Aspergillus affinis, 927 nucleotides. RefSeq names its product translation initiation factor eIF2 subunit alpha. The record is from RefSeq and is a predicted model, not a curated record. Bases 1 to 927 code for a protein of 308 amino acids. NCBI's taxonomy places the organism in Eukaryota, Fungi, Ascomycota, Eurotiomycetes, Eurotiales, Aspergillaceae. The transcript has 4 exons. Gene Ontology annotation, molecular function: RNA binding; translation initiation factor activity; ribosome binding. Gene Ontology annotation, cellular component: eukaryotic translation initiation factor 2 complex; multi-eIF complex; eukaryotic translation initiation factor 2B complex.